Exaiptasia diaphana is the source of this 2408-nucleotide messenger RNA. RefSeq names its product spindle assembly abnormal protein 6 homolog. Gene Ontology annotation, biological process: centriole replication. Lineage: Eukaryota; Metazoa; Cnidaria; Anthozoa; Actiniaria; Aiptasiidae. The transcript is spliced from 17 exons. Gene Ontology annotation, cellular component: centrosome; centriole. The record is from RefSeq and is a predicted model, not a curated record. Bases 30 to 1970 code for a protein of 646 amino acids.
GAGAUUUUCAAUGUUUUCUUGAAGAAAUCAUGGAAGAAUYCUUUAAUAAAACCGUUCCCUUGUUCUUAAAACAUACAGACAACAACGACAGAAGAUCUUGCGUUCGUAUCUCUGUCACCAACCGACUCUCCUCAACCGGCCCACAUAAAGAGCUGGCAGUUCGGCUAACUGAUGACAGCGACCCCUUCUUUCUUUAUUCUUUGAUUCUUAAUGAAGAGGAUUUCCAAAGUCUUAAAAGUCAGCAAGGUCUACUGGUGGACUUUGGAUCAUUCCCACAGAAAUUUGUGGACCUCUUGGAAAUGUGUCUCAAAGAAGAACACAAAGAUAUGCCCAAGUUUCUCCUUCAGUUUGUGUCAACGUCAGGUUCUUAUGAAAGAGGUGUUGGCAAUCUUAACAUAAUAGAGACCAAUCCAUUCAAACACUUGACGCAUUUAUCCUUGAGAUUUGUACCUGGAAAUGAUGCUGAAGUUAAGAAAUACUURGCAGAUUGUUUGAAAAAACUAAAGGAGGAAAAGACAGCUUUAGAACAUAAACUGUCAAGUACUGAGCAAGAUCUUCGACAAAGAUUAGAAAACUGCCAAGAGGUUCUUUCCUCAAAAUCAAAACAGCUUGACACCAUUCAAGCAGAAUUCUUUGCCAAAUCAACAGAGUURUCUAACAAACAUGCUCAGGAAUUGACCGAAGAAAAACAAAAGAUUUUGCAGAUGAAGAGYAAAACUUUACAAGAAUUUGAAAAAGAAAGAAAAGAGCAGGAACACAGUCACAGAAAUAUUGUGAAGAGUCUAGAGUAUAGAAUUUCAGAAUCUGAUGCGCAAAUUAAGAGACUYACAGACAAGAAAUAUCAAGAUGAAAACACAAUUCGUGAGCUGAGAACAAAGCUGUCUGGUCUAGAAGGGGAAUAUGGUCACAUGAAGGAGGAAUUGUCUUCCCUUCGGCGAGGUAAUGCUGUGCURAAUUCUGAGCAACAUGAAAGGGAUAAAACUCUGUCACACUUGAGAACAAGGGUUGCUGUUUUGGAGCAGGAAUUGAGAGACAAAGAACAGGUUAUAUCUCGAACUAACGAUCUCCUUGAAUCAGCAAACGAUCAGAAGAGAAAGCAAGACACAAUGCUAGAAAACCAACAACAAGAAAUCAAAAAACUUGAGAAAAGUAUUCAAACAGUUUCAAAUGAUGUAGUCAAGGGYAACGAAAUUAUACACCGACUACAGUCAGAACGUCAAGCAAUGAAAUCUAAGAUAAAAUUAAAAGAUGAACUAACAAACAAACAAGGCAAAAUUAUCAAUGAAAAGGGUGAAGAACUUCAAAAGACGAGAAAGGAGAACGAGAAUCUCAGUGAAACUCUAAAACGAAAAGAUGASGAGAUUAAGAAAAUAAGCGAAACAUUACAAGCCACUACCGAGAAACUUGAAGAAAGUAAACAUUUGUUAAAAACAAAUGAAAAUGUAAUAAACUACUUAAACAGACAGAUCAAUGAUCAAAUGACAGUUGGUCAGCGUCAUGGUACUUUUGAACUUCAUUCAACCAAAGAUCCUCUUCUAAUUCGUGAAACUACAUCGGGURUUAAUGUGAAUAAGAAUGUCACUCCUCCUCAAGCGUUUGUACCUCGAUUCAGCGGAUCAAACACGCAAGUCACAUAUCGACCAAAYACGCAGCGUAAGCCUACGUUUCCGCGUCCUCUUACGCACUCGACUCCUACCAUCCCGGAAGAAGAYGAAUCUAGAAGCCCUGUGACUACGACCCCAAGUUCGUUCACUAUAAACUCGAGAAAUAAUAACGAAAACCAACCUUUAUUAGACCCUAAAUAUCUACAGAGAAAGGAACAAAUAUCUGAGGUCUCCGAUCAACAUAAAGAAAGCGUACCUCGUGACAAUAGGGUGCUUAAACCGAUACAGCGAUUUGGUCCCAAUGUACGAACCGCGCCGCCUGUUCGUCCUCCUCUCAUGUCAGCGUAUUUUCCUAAAGACUCUUAACGUUACUCGCAUAUGUGUUUAUCUCUAAACUCUGUGGGUGUUUGCCGAAGGUAAUGGAUGUUAUACUCAUUAACAAUGAAAAAAUGGGAAAUGAGAAGAAAGAAAGAAAUGAAGUGAGCAAUAAGAAAUAUAGGAACGAAAGACAGGAAAAAUAGUAGAAAAGAAAGCACAAAGGAAGAAUAGAAGAGAAAAAGAAAGCGAAGGAGGCAGAAAGUAUAGUCUCACAAGUGUAAAAAGACGAAUUUAUAUUACAACCUUUCAAAUCAAUCAAGUUUUUAUUCGACAAUAAAGAAUCAUUUAUCAAAGUUUUCUGGUAUUUAGAAUAAUUUCAAUACAGGUUCAAGGACUAGAGGAAAAAAGACUUCAUUAAUUAAUUCUUCGGUCAUUUGAUUAGACAUUGAAUUGGCUGCUAUGUACAAGUAUAAUAUCCAGAGUUUU